CCUAUCCAUCUUAUCACUCACACCGAAUUGAAGGGCAAUUAACGGGGAACUGUAAUAUAACAUACACAGGCUUGAUUAAUGGUGCGAAGAACCGACCCAAAGGAUGACGACUGGCAGUAUGUCAAAGAUGCGAAGAAGCGAAAGCAGAUACAGGAUCGAUUAGCACAGCGGGCAAGAAGGCAACGACUGCGCAAGGCCAAGCUCGAGUCAACGUCUCAGUCCCGCGACGAUCCCACAACACAAACAAGGACACCGAUUUCAUCCGAGUCCAACUCAUCAGCUGACGAACACCUGAGGGACACCGCCCAACUCCUCAUCUCAGAUAAUGAAGCCCUAUCACUGAUUGCUACCUCUUCCACGGACGUUGUCGAUCAAGCCCUCGAAAGCUGGGGCAUAAACCCGAGACCGGAGGAUUUAGUCUUAGAUAAUCCCAGUGCCGGCAUCCUGGAUCUCACCGACCCAUCAAAUCUAAGCACAAGUAUAUUUGCAAUGAUAUCACCGCUCGCCCAACCAAACCACCCCUUCACCGUCGUCUCCGCACUAUACAUCAAUGGAGAGAUUCUGGGUAUUCCAUGCAGUACAGCGUGCUCGUCUCGCACACCAGCACCAACUCCAUCCAUUCCACUGCCGCUUCAUCCUACGGAAACACAGCGCUUAAUAGUACAUCCACGCUGGGUUGAUAGGCUUCCGUUUCCUAAGAUGCGGGAUAAUCUGAUCACGCUUCAAGGUGUCCUGGAUGAGGAAGAUUUUAUACGGGAUAUUUUUACGAUGCCUAGCUGGACUAUUACCCCAGGGAGAGCAUGCUGGGAUCCGCGGGCGUGGAAGAUGGAGAAGGAGUGGGCUGGGAAAUGGGGGUGGUUGAUGUUUUGAGGCUGUAUGGCUUGAUGCUGAAGUCGCGAAUCCAAGUCGGUCGUAGAAGUCGAUGCAAUCUUCUUGUCGGCUUGCCGUCGUCUUGACUAGCCCAUAGGCGUGAACAGCACCUAUACUGCAUACUACUGAGCUCUAUUAAAAUCAAUGUUCAGUCUGCGUUCACGCCGCAAUACUCCGUCUCAUAUCCUGGAAACGCUGAAUCAGGAAGUGUAGGUAUAUGGCUGGUAGUGGUGGAGCUGGUACGAAAAUACCCGGCUGUUAAUGCAUUCGGGCAUGAUGUUGUGUUUGGAUGAGGCCAAGCAGGUAUGGUGACUGGUAUCUGAAACAAGCACAAAUCAUCUAUGGCUGUUUGGUAUAGAUCAAGCGGGCGGGGUCGUUGGCGUGGCGGUGCAGCUUGAAGUGACAGUGUCCAACGACUUAGAUGUUUGAAUGAGAGUUUGAUCUUGAUUCAUUUCACCCU
Molecule: messenger RNA, 1330 nt
Organism: Cucurbitaria berberidis CBS 394.84
Lineage: Eukaryota; Fungi; Ascomycota; Dothideomycetes; Pleosporales; Cucurbitariaceae
Exons: 2
Coding region: 79-870 (263 amino acids)
Source: RefSeq, a predicted model, not a curated record